Melospiza melodia melodia is the source of this 6160-nucleotide messenger RNA. It is a transcript of the gene FTO, whose product is annotated as FTO alpha-ketoglutarate dependent dioxygenase. Gene Ontology annotation, biological process: DNA alkylation repair; regulation of multicellular organism growth; RNA repair. Lineage: Eukaryota; Metazoa; Chordata; Aves; Passeriformes; Passerellidae. Bases 66 to 1607 code for a protein of 513 amino acids. Gene Ontology annotation, molecular function: broad specificity oxidative DNA demethylase activity; ferrous iron binding; mRNA N6-methyladenosine dioxygenase activity. The transcript has 9 exons. The record is from RefSeq and is a predicted model, not a curated record.
CCGGCGGAGCUGCGCGGGGCUCCCGCGGUGCCGCUCCGCUUUGGGUGGACGGCUAAGGCGGCGCCAUGAAGAGGAGAGCGGGGGAGCGGGAGAAAGAGCUGAAGAAGAAAAAACUUCUUGAAGAACUUGGGGAGAACAGACUUCCAUAUCUGACACCAGCCGACGCUGAUUUCCACCAGCUGUGGAAGAGCAAGUAUUCCAAGCUGAUUUUCAGGAAAUCUGAUACAGUACCUGAAGAUCUCCACCAAAUGGUACAGGAAAGCUUUCUGGCCUUGCGAGAGCACAACUGUUUCUUUCAAGAUCUUGUGAGGAUCAAAGGAAAAGACUUCCUUACUCCAGUGUCUCGUAUAUUAAUUGGAAACCCAGGCUGCACUUAUAAGUACUUGAACACAAGAUUAUUUACAGUUCCUUGGCCUACAGAAAGUUAUGACAUAAAAUAUUGCAGUCCUCAGAUACAUGAUGCUUGUAAAGCAUUAAAGAGACUUAAUGACUACUUGCAUAUUGAAACAGUCCAGGCAUUACAAGGACAAAAUUUGCUUGAGAACAAAGAAAUUAAAGAUACUACUGUAAUAGAUAGGAAGCAAAGUUUUGCUGCUUCUCUUACAGAGCAAGAGUCUGUUUCAAAAGAUCAAAGCAGUGUUUGUGUAUCAGAGGAUGACAGAAGUAUAAAGAACAGAACAUCUUAUAAUUUGACUUUAUUAAAUUAUAUGGAUCCACUACAAAUGCUGUACUUGAAACAGGAGCCUUACUUUGGAAUGGGGAGCAUGGCAGUGAGCUGGCACCAUGAUGAGAACCUGGUGGGAAGGUCAGCAGUGGCUGUGUACAGUUACAGCUGUGAAGAUUCAUCUGUACAAGAAAGCAACGAGCAGGAGCUGAAGGGAAGAGACCCAGCUGUGUGGCACGUGGGCUUGAAGGUGGCAUGGGACAUAGAGACACCUGGCUUGGCAGUGCCACUUCACCAAGGAGACAUCUACUUGAUGCUUGAUGAUCUCAAUAUGACCCAUCAGCACUGUGUUCUGGCUGGUUUGUCCCCUCGGUUCAGCUCCACUCACAGGGUGGCAGAUUGUUCAAGAGGAACAUUGGAAUACAUACUUGGACAGUGUGAACUGGCACUCCAGAAUUUGCAGACUGAUUCUGAUUCAAUGGUUUUGUCUUUGAAAUCACUGGAAGCUGCAGUGGUGAAGCAAGCAGAAGAAAUACAUAAUGAGGUUGAAUUUGAGUGGCUUAGGCAGUUUUGGUUCCAAGGCAAGAGGUAUUUGAAGUGCACUGAUUGGUGGCUUAAGCCUAUGGCUAAAUUGGAAGAAUUUUGGAGAAAAAUGGAGAUUAUGACAAGUCUGGUCCUCUCUGAGGUGAGAAAAGAGCAACAAAUUGAGGAACAAAGGAAUGAGACCAUCAGCUGCUUCCUGCUCCUGCUUAAGGAGAGACAAAAGCUGCGUAAAGAAUGGACAGCAAGAUGCCAGUCAGAUGCAGCAGAGAGCUUGCCAGAGGACCAGAGACCAGAAUGCCAUCCCUUCUGGACAGAUGAUGAUGAAUGUAAUAUGCCUCUGCCAUAUGAUCUAGAGGAAGUAAUUGCUUAUCUACAAAAUCUUGUUCAAUGGAUAGAAUAGCGAGCGACCUUCCAGCCUGGAAUUAUUGAUGCUGGUCAUCUGGGGAGAAGCUUUGUUAUCAUGAAUCUUUUAAGCUUUAUGAUUUCUUGAUUGUAUGUUAUUUUAUGUGUCAAUGCAGAUUUUACCAGUCUUUACACAGUAGCUUAGUUACUGUCUCAUAAUAAAAAGGACCAGCCCCCAAAUUAGAGAAGUGUGUGUUUUUUAAGACCUGAAGUCCAGAACAUCAGCCUUAGUUCCCUCCUCCUCCACUCUAAUUCCCACUGACCCUGCAGCCCAGGGGUAUCUGUGAAUCACAGACUCACAGAAUGUUGCAGGUUGGAAGGGACCACAGUGGGUUCCCGGGUCCAACCUCCCUGCUCAGACAGAAUUCCCCAGAGCACAGGCACAGGGCUGUGUCCAGACAGUUCUGGAAUGUUCCCUGUGAGGGAGACUCCACAGCCUGCACAGAGCAUUUUUCAUUUUUUCAGGUGAGGGAUUCUGUAGGAGCAUUCUAACACAGAUCCCAGGACUUCCUUACUGUUUUGCCUCAUGGCAACAGAGUACUACUAGGAGAGAUUUCUGAUGUGAAUCUGUACCUCCUGGGCUCCCUGGAAUUCAGAAUUCAGUUCCUAAUCAUUGCUUUGUUUCUGCAUAUGGUGAAUCCUACUCUGAGGUCAGGUUUCCCAGUACAUUGCCUAAAGGAGUGAUGGACCUAAGUAAGACCUUCCAUUUAGGUUGUUUGGUUCUCUGAGAAACUGGAUUUAGGUUGUGUGAUAUUGGGUAUUUCAGCAUCAUGUGAGAUCUAUGAGCACAAACCCAAAAACUGUGAAAAAGGAAACUGUUUGUGAUGUUUUGUAGUAACAUGCUAUAAAAAGAACAAUUCUGUGCGGGAUGAUACAGGGUGCUCCUGAAUGAGAUAGAAAAUUUUGUCUUGGUAAAUUGCUAUUUUAUCUGAACUGGUGCUCCUGAAUAAGAUAGAAAAUUUUAUUUUGGUAAAUUGCUGUUUUAUCUGAACUGGUUGGGCUGGUGUCCAACUCUGCCAGAAAAAGCAGAAAAUCAUUAGGGUGAAAAAGCACUCAGGCUGUAUUACCAAAGAAGCCAGUAAGGUUCAGAGUUUGACAUUGCCACCAAGAAAUGAAUAUGCCUCCUGUGUUAAUGUGGUGUUUAAAGUCUGCUGAGGCUGAGCUCACCCAGAACACACCAGCUUCUGUACUGGCAAAGUGCUGUAUGUGUGGAUGAGGCUUGUGCUCCUGAAAUUUGUGCUUUUGACAGUAUAACAUAUGCCAGACCUCCCUGGAGCUAAGGAAGCUGUGCCAGUAAAAAUUCAGUUUUAGUGGUAUAAAACUGUGUCCACACCUACCAGCUUUUGCCAGGACAAUUAUAUCAAGUAGAGGUUGUGCCUCAUAAGACUUUAUGUAAAGCUGUGCCAGCAAAAGUAUAAAUACCUGAAUCAAGUGUUUCCAUCAUAGUCCGGGGUUUCUGUGAAAACUUUUCAUUAUCCUGUGGAAUGUAAAGACUCUCUGAAGAAUAAGUUAUUACUUAAACUAGGUUUGAUAAUAUUACCAUGAUCCACUCAUUUAUCUGUUGUCUCUUGUGCCAUAGAUUUCAUAACAUUUGCUAAUACAGCUAUGGGCCAGCUUUCUCUUCCCUGCGCUAGUUAAAGCUGGGCAUAUUUGGAUUAGUGCCACACUAAACACUGUUUGCUUUGGAGAUUGCUCAGAGAAAAGCUAGCUGAAGAUGUGGGAAUUCUGCUUUUGAAAAGGCAGUUCUCAGAAACAGAUAUUGCUUUGGAAAUGAGCAAUAUGAAUUCAGGCAAAUUAAUGUUGUAACAGUGUUAGCACAAUGUUUAGGGGGGCUGUUUAUUUAUGCUGUUAUGUUAUGAUUACUUUGUGUUUAAUUAAGCACUGCUAAAAUCCAUGGGGAUCACGCUAUUGAAAGAAAUCUGACCACCACAAAGGGGAGAGAAGGCACAUCAAUGAUGGAGUUUGUAGCUGAAGUGGAGGCAAAGCUAUUAAAAAAUGAUUGGCAAAUAAUUAUUUCCAGCAGCAGUAAAAAUAAAACCAAACCAAAACAAUCCCAAACCUAUUAGGAGACUGCUGGCAGUAAUAACAGAAUUUUUAGAAUACAUGUUCCCAGGUCUUGCCUAUGCUUGAAGGUUUAAGGUCGUGGAUUAGCUGAACUGGUAUUGGUCUCAGUGCAGUCAGAUCCCACUUAUCUGAGCCAUGGUUAGCAAUGAUAUGGACAAAUUAAUACCUUUGGAAUAGGACUGCCAAAAUACCAAUAAUCAAGUGGUUUAGGGCUCUGUGUUGCAUUCCAGUCUUGCAUCAUCAAAAUCAGUAUAACCUGAUUGUUUUCAGUUGGAAUGCAGAAGUAUGAGAAGAUUUCAUAUUGCCAAAGCCCACAGGAGUUGAUAGCAAUAACAUGAGUAAGGUGGUGGAACUAUUUGAAGCACAGAGUAAUGCCAAAGGGUACCCCAAAAGGAGAACACAGUUAAAGGUAAAUAUAUAUAAAAAAACCUUGAGAGAUCAACCAUAAAUUAUUGCUGUGUUUAGAUUAUGUGUUAGAAGCUGAUAAAUACUUUGAAGAUUUCUUUAUUUUAUUCAAGUAGUUAUAAUUUAGCUUGUUUCAAUGAUUCUUUAGCAAUCCAUUUAUAUUCCAGCAUUAGAUAACCCAUUUCCUUUUUGAAAGGGUUGGAAGACACAGCCUCUAAUUAAUGUUCUAUGUACUGCAAUUUUUUCCAAGCCUGGAUGCUUUAGAAGCACGAGGACCAAGGUCAAGUUUUUUCAAGGAAGAGGUGAGAGCAUAAAUUAACUUCUGACAUUAAAUUCAGUGGCUCUUUUAAAAUGGUGAAGUUCACGAUUUUGCUUACAUUUACUUUUCAUCAGCCAGGGCUGAAUUGAGGUAAAAUAGUUCACUUGCACGUGUGUGUCAGGCUAAAUGGAUUGCAGAAGAUACAGAUCUGUUUGCCUGUCUGCACUUGCCUUUAGACAAUAUUCAUCAAUUUUACAAAAGCUACUGACUAAACAUGGAACCAGUACAAAUGAAAUGCUCAAGGCAAGGGCUUUCUUUUAUAAAUCUGAUACAGAGUUGGUUUUACACUGAUAGAAAGAAAAUGUUGGCAGAAAAUGAAAAACUUUUAUUGUUUCUGUAAUUUGGGGGAUGAAAGAUACAGACUGUUUUUAAGUAUUUGAUAGAAAACUGCUGUGUUAUGCAAUGUAAUUAGAGAUGUUUUUAUAAUGCUUUGUUCACAUCCGUGUAUAUGAAAAUAUUUUAUCCCAUAGGUCUUUUCUUCUGUUGAAAAGGUUAUGUAAAUAAAUAAAAUUAAUCUCAAUACAGUAGAUUUUAAAGGCAUAAUACUUAUGUUCUAAGCUUUACAGCAGGUUCUGAUUAUUUAAAGGGUAAAUAAGAAUGCCAUGAGUAAUCACUGACUGAAAACUGUGCAGGAUGGGUAACAUGCACCAUAACAAAUAUCCAAACCAGUUGUCUUAUUAUCAUCUGAAUAUGGUUUUAGGUUCACUGACAGUGGUACAAGAUGCAAUAUAAAAUUAUGCUGGACUACUUAAUGCAGAGGGGCAGAUUCAGGGAUUCCAUUCAAGUCAUAGCAUAGAAAUAAAAAUAUUAUUAAAAUAUUGUAGUGUGUUCAGAGCUGGCGUUGCUCCUUUCUCAGUUACAGCAGUGCUGUUCCAUUAGUCCUGUGCCAUGCAGUGGAGUUUGGGCUGUUGGAUACUGAACCAGGCCAGGCUUAGGCUUGUGUCUAAGCUGGGCUGAGAGCAGGGCAAGGGAGAUGAGGUGGGAUGCACAGGAGACCCAAGGGAUGUGAUUUUUCAAGGCCACAACUUCAUUAACUGGACUCAUAUGGGAGUCAUUGAGCUCAAACUUGUACAGUGCAGGUCAGGAUCUCUCUCUUAAUUGUUACCACCUGGUGCAAAGUUAAUGUUGGCUCCCUGAACCCCUCCCUGCCCCUGACAGCCAGUCCUCAGCUUUCUGCUGGGAUCUGACCACUCUCAGCUCACACCAAGGUUACAGAGCUGGGAAGAAUGGUUGUUCCACUGUAGCAGCAGGGAUGAGAAACUCUCAUCCCCAGCUUCAGCCUCCACCUCUGUCCUGCUACAGCUCCACAGAGUGAGUACCUCCAGACACUCUGCUUCUCAUUUGAGAUUCAGGUUGCUGCAGCUCAUCUUCUGUCCUGUCCCACCAGGACAGUGAUCUGACACAGGGAAGGGCCAGACGAGAAGAACCUGUUUGCUUGAGGUUCCUCAUCAAAACCAGACACCCACUGCACUCCCCAUAGAGUGAAAAGUUCAGGGCUGCAAUAUUCUGCCUUUAGAGGGUGGGAGCUGCUAGGGACUGAUGAAGGACUGGCCAAACCACCAGCAUUCAUUGUUCUGUAGGACUCCCAUCCUGCCCUGUCCUGGCUCACCCCAGCUGUGCAGGCAGAGGCAAUCCUGAACAGAACCUCUGCUCUCUGUCCUGCCCAAACUGACUCUUCACCUCAGUGUGGCUGGGCUUGCACCUUCAUUUACAUUCAGGCAAUCCUGAACAGAACCUCUGCUCUCUGUCCUGCCCAAACUGAC